Messenger RNA from Boeremia exigua, 777 nucleotides. RefSeq lists its product as uncharacterized. The record is from RefSeq and is a predicted model, not a curated record. The coding region runs from base 99 to 674 and encodes 191 amino acids. The transcript has a single exon. NCBI's taxonomy places the organism in Eukaryota, Fungi, Ascomycota, Dothideomycetes, Pleosporales, Didymellaceae.
GGGGGUCUCGGAGUUCGCUUCAUGUGUCGAUUUCGCAGCCGUCGAAACAAGGCUUGCGCGCAUACAUACACGGGCGGGCGUAGCGCUGUACUAUACCAAUGGCAUUGCUGUCUCGCCCUAUUCUAUCCCCUCUCGUUUCCCAUCUCCCCCCGACGGUCCAAGAAGACGCAUCCCUCCCCCCGGCAUCCGGCACGCCAGCAAUCCCCCAUCCACCCACAACACUCCACCGGCACGACAGCGCCUCCGCACCGUCCCGAUCGCACCCCAUCCGGCCCUUCUCGUCGCCCCAUUCCCUCACGAUCCCCCGAUAUCGACGGCGGUGGCGGUGGCGACCGCGACUGACCCACCACUCUCGGUGCCACGCCGGAGCUUUGUAUUCUGUACUCGCCGCGCCCUGGCUCACCUUGACGGGCCCCGAUAAGGCUAUAGUGAGGGAUUGGAUGUCUGCUUCCGCGUUCCGUGCUCGCAUGCACGCUUCCGCACUCUGCGAUGCGCGAUGUCGCCAUAUAGCGCGAUGCGAGAUGCUCUGCGAUACGGCUUCACACAAUGCACUGCACUGCACUGCACUGCACUGCGGUGUCGGGACACGGCGGCUCGCUGGGUCCGGCCGGUGGGUAAACAGCGCGGCGAUCUCAGCACAGCCUGGGGGAGUUGCGCCGUUGGAGCGCCGUUAGGCGGCUGUUGGGGAGUGUGGAAUUCUGACGGCGGGGCGAGGGGAGGUGUGCAGCGUUGUAGCGGUGGGUUGCUGGGGCGCUGGAUUGUGAGGACGUGAUGGGU